AUGCUCGCCCCUCUCGGUGGAGGCGGCGUAUGGACUCCCGCCACGCUGCGGGUCAUCCGUACUGCCGCCCUCAACGCGAGCAAGAUGAUCCGGGCCAAGCUCGCAGCAGCAGCAGCUCGCCCAGCCAACAACGCCGUCCUUGAACCCGUCCUCGUACGCAGCGCACCCCGCUCGCGCCAGCCCAUCCACCCCUCCGCGUUUAUACGCCAGCAGAAAUCUCGACGAUGGCACUCGACCACCACGACUACGUACAAGAACAUCAACGCUGCGAUCCGUCGCUUUAUGAGCACUGGCCGACUUGACGCCGCGCCCCGGGUCGACCGGUCCAAGUUCCUCAACACUCAGACCGGCCGCGCGGUUGCUCAGAUCACGGGCCGUGCCCCGUUCGCUAGCACCCUGCGCCCGAACCUCACCGGAGGUGCCCUCCCUCGUACUGCUGGUGGAUACGGUCUUGGAUCCGGACGUGUGGGUGGAGCUCGAUACUUCUCCCACACACCCGCGGCUCAGGCCCAGGUUGUCCAGAACGUUUCGGCUGCGGUCAGAGCAUUCUGGAUCUCCGGCCAGAAGGCACAGUUUGACGGGCUUACCGCCCGCGGCGAGAGGAAGUACCGUACGGUCUCAACUCUUCAAGACGAGACCACCCGCAAAAUGGCGGCUGCGAAGCACAACAUUCCAGGCUCUUUCAUCGAUUUCCACCUGAGCCCUACCGUCACUGCUCUCAGCCCCCUCGCUGCUGCGUUCCCCUACCCCUCCGCCGGCUUCAAGUUUCCUGCCCUCGACUCCACGACCCUUAACACCGAUGGCUUCCUCGAUGUUCUGUCAGUUGACUUCGCCCGCGCUCUAAAGGACCUUACCUCGACCUUGGCGGAUAUUAAGAAACUCUCAUCGCUAGGCGACCUUCCAAUACAGCUCGAGAAAGGCCAUACACUGCGGGUCCGCUUCCCAGGCGUCGACGCUGAGACCGUAGAGUCCUUGUGUGAUGACCUCGGGCUGACAAGGGGCGUUGUAAGGGAAGACCCAGACUUCGCGGCUGAAACAGGUGUCUCGAUGGCACUGAAGUUCCCUUUCGCCCCUGGUGCUAAUAGCAACGGCGCAAGAACACUUACUUCACCCGGCCGCUCGUUAAGGUCUCAAGGUAGCUUUUUCCCCACAGAAGAGGAACUCUAUGAAGAGGGCUUCAGCGAGAUUGAAGACAACCCAUGGAUGUCCCUACCCGACGACCUGGAAGGGUACGAGAGUAUGUCGCCACCGAUCAGUUCGGGUGAGCACUGUUCGGAAGACUUCGAUAACCUCGAAGGUAUCUACCGAUUCUUAGAGGAGUGCGAUCACGCUCAUGGAAGAUUCUGA
Molecule: messenger RNA, 1347 nt
Organism: Daldinia childiae
Lineage: Eukaryota; Fungi; Ascomycota; Sordariomycetes; Xylariales; Hypoxylaceae
Product: putative casein kinase ii beta 2 subunit protein
Exons: 1
Coding region: 1-1347 (448 amino acids)
Biological process (GO): proteasome assembly
Molecular function (GO): proteasome binding
Source: RefSeq, a predicted model, not a curated record